Messenger RNA from Amorphotheca resinae ATCC 22711, 799 nucleotides. RefSeq lists its product as hypothetical. The transcript has 3 exons. The record is from RefSeq and is a predicted model, not a curated record. Bases 1 to 756 code for a protein of 251 amino acids. NCBI's taxonomy places the organism in Eukaryota, Fungi, Ascomycota, Leotiomycetes, Helotiales, Amorphothecaceae.
AUGGAGAGCCCCACGACAUAUAAAGCUUAUGGCCUUGAGUUGAAUGACACGCAACGAGGAAUCUUAAUGUGCGACAGUACCUGGUACGCGCUCACUACUUCCGAUAUCGACAAUAUCAAAUUGCCUCGUUAUAGACGAAAGAACUUUCUCGAAGUCAAGAACCUGCUGUGCUACAAAGGCUUCCGAAAUGACAUGGUUGGGUUAAACAAGUUCCCGAUUACCCGACGACAGAUGGAUGCUUGCUGGAUGAAAUUGUUGUUCCGGUUUUUCAAGAAAUGGAAGCCGGAUAGUACAACCGUCCAGCCUUUUGGGCCGGAUGCCACAAGUCAGCCGGCUUGGAUGUACAUCAAGUUAGGCCAGGCAAUUGGUCAGCGCCACGGCACGAACCACGACGAUAUUGAGCGUUGGUGGGCAGACCAAGCCAAGAAAUACCCAGGUUUGGACAUCACGCCUACUGUAGUUGACGUAGAUACAGACCAUCCUGGUUUAUUAGACAACAAUGAUUCCGAUUCAGAGGGUGGUCAGGAGAUCAACGCUCGGGGUCUGGCGAAGCUGAAAACGGAGGGAAACAUGGCAAUGGGCGAUAUGGAUGGGGAUGGGGAGGGAGAUCAUGACAUGAAGGAGGCUAAACACGAUAACACGGAGGGGGAGGAAGAUCCUAUGGACACAGACGGAAUUGAAGUAGAUGCACAGGGAGGAGAUGACACGAUGGAUCAGCGGAGGAGCAUGUUCAGUGGGCCCUUGGUCAUGAGAUGAGCGGCGGUACGAGACACAUGCCUGCUCCUGAUGGACUGACUCG